AUGCAACCGUCAGCCUCAUCAAGCACAGGCCAGCGAGUACUUGGAGCUUUCAAUCCCAUGGCAGCCUCAUCCUCGCCCUCUCUCUCAUCGCAGCAAACGCGCCAACAAAUCUGUAGAGUCGAAUCUGCCGAUUUAGAGCCCGCCUCGCCCGCGACUGGGCGUUAUACAUACAGCGCAGACAAUCCCCAGGAUGCAUCGCCCGAGUGGCCUCCGACUCAGUCUUCAUACGCCUUUCACGACAGUUCAUACCAAAGUCCGGUUUCAAAGGCUGGCAAUCUGAGCUACCCCUACCGGGAACCCAAUUUAGUUAUACAGCCACCGGUUCCGCCAUUUCAUUCCGACUCUUCGCCGCGACCGCACAGCCCAUCAACAGGCGAAGUUCGCGUGCACCAACGAAAACACGCACAUACCCAGGGCUUCUUUGAACCCUCGAUACCAACAAUCUCUAUUCCCAGCCCCAAUCCUGGUGGCAGCUCCGCCAUAAUGGAUCCGGCCCAAUCUCCGCAACAGGCUCUGAGCGCAAGCCAGAUCGCCGCCCAAGCUGCUAUGCAGCAUCAGAACCACCAGCGGAGACGCAGCCAGACCCUACCGGUAGAGAAUGUAUACGGCGGACAAAGGCGACCAUCACGCGGGCCUGUGAGCCCACCGCUAUUGAGUUUGACGGAGGCAUCUGGGGAGCGUCAGAAUGGCUUUGGUGCGCCUCAGGCCAGACAGGGACUUGUUCAUAGUGGGCAGGUGUAUCGCAAUGGACUUCUUGGUGGUAGUGUGAAUGCGGCCACGACAGCUGCAAACGUGGUGUUUGCGAGGAGCCCGCAGACAAGCCCGAACCUUGCGACUGUUGAGUCCAUGCAACAACAGCAACAGCAACAGUAUAAGGAGCCUGAGAAGCCAGCAAAGGCAGAAAAAAGCAAAGUUAAGCUCUUUUCGCGGCCGGGAAAGCUAAGUGGACUCGGGAAGGAGAAAGAUAGCAAGGAUAAGCAGAUGGGCAGCCCGAGCAAGUUGGGUUUCGGCACCCAUCAGCCCCAGAGAGGCAACAUGAGUACUCACAACCUGGCGGAUUCCAAUAUGAGUGGCGCGAGUAGUAUGUACAGUCUUGCAAACUCUAGCAGUGCUACUAUUCGCCCUAUCGACACCUCUGUGGCCGAGAAGGAGCCGGGAAAGGAAAAGAAGCACCACCACUUUCUGUCACGACAAAAACAGAAGCUAAGUGGAAAGGAUGACCACCACCUACCAUUAUCAUCUGCGAACUCAAAUUCGCGGCCUGUAGACCCAAAUGCGCCGAGCAGCUUUUACAAUUUCAACCUCCCCCCUAGCCCGGGUCCAACAGCAACGAGUUUUAGCAAGUCAAUGAGCGGUCUCGAUCUCCGCCAUGGUGGCCGUGCGCUACGUGAAAAGAAAAGAGAAGAAAAGAGCGCUGCCAACCACAGCUUCCAGGAGUCCGUGUUAAGGGAGAGCGAAGCCACCAGCGACUGGGUUGGCACCUCGUCUAUGAGCUCUACAGCUGCGCUGUUGCCUUAUGCAGGGUUGCCGCCCUCAGCUUAUCCGGCCAGCAUAUAUGGGGGAGAUAUACCUGACCUGGCCAGGUAUGGGCUGAAUAAUAUGGGCCCUGAUGAUGCGUGGCCACUUUUGAAAAGCAAGAUAUUUGCUGUAUUUCAGGGAGAGGACUUGAAACUACCAAUCGAGGAUUUCAAUCGACUUGUCUCAAUACAUAUUCAACGCUGCAUUGUGAAGCGUGCACCAAAUCUUAUUAUAGAUGAUAUCCGCGAUCUGCUCGCCACAGGAUUCCUAUCUAUCGAUGCCACCCUCCGUGUAACUACUGACGAUCGAUUAAUCCCGCGCCUUGUCGAAAUGUGGCUCUUCGUUUUCACGUCUGUACUUCCUAACCUGCAAUCUGUCUUUCUACCCCUUGAUCUCGAGUUUGAAGGAUGCGGGCCCUUGAUGAGCAAAACAGCUGCUAGGGAGUUCUGGGGAGCCUUGCCGAUAUCAAGCCUAUCCCACGGCGGCAGCAACCCGACCCCAGUACCAGCACAUUUUCUGCUCUCUAUCCGUCGCCUGGUUCUCACCACCUAUAGAGACGUAGUGAUUCUUCCGCGCUUCGAGAUUCUACAGACAUUAUUCUCUCGCCUGAGCCUAGAGAGCAUCAAUUUCCCUUCUCAGCCGUCGUAUUCGCAGUCGCCAAUACUCCCAUCCUCGCUGUCCACCUCUCCGCCAGAUGGUCGGCCAGGGACCGCAAUGUCUCUCGACCCUGCAUUCUCGUCGUAUGGCUCGCAAUCUACAACACUACUGAAUGGCAGCGGGGCAGGCAGUGACAGCGUAGGCGCAAGAAGCCGCGGUGUCAGCAAUGUUAGCUUUGGCAGUGACCAACGAGAAGCUGUAUAUGCACAGUCCACCAGACCGUUUGCACCUAGCCCUAUGCUCUCAGGUAGCGGUUUGGGCCUAUCAGGAAGCACGAUUGGUGCAACGACAAGCCAGAGGGAAGUCAAUGCCGAAGAUUCCAAGCACGUUACCGAGACAGUAGGUAGGAUGCUGCAAUGCAUGAGUGUUCUUGCUGCAGUAGGCAUUAUUGCAGGAGAUGGCAGCGAGGUCAAGGUGCAGAAACAGGCAACGCCUACAGACACUGGAACCGGAGGGAGAGCAAGGGGAUAUAGUACGGCUUUGGUUGAGGAUGAAGUGGCGCAGGACAAGAUGGACCGGCUGUGUAAGGCAUUGAAGCUGAACUGGCUCGGACGAGGGCGUACUGGGAGGAAUAGACGCGGUUUGGUAGGAGGGAGGAUGAAAGUAGCUGUGCCUGGCGUUGGUGCAUAA
This is a messenger RNA of Pseudogymnoascus destructans, 2805 nucleotides long. RefSeq lists its product as uncharacterized. The transcript has 2 exons. Gene Ontology annotation, cellular component: TORC2 complex. Gene Ontology annotation, biological process: TORC2 signaling. Bases 1 to 2805 code for a protein of 934 amino acids. NCBI's taxonomy places the organism in Eukaryota, Fungi, Ascomycota, Leotiomycetes, Thelebolales, Thelebolaceae. The record is from RefSeq and is a predicted model, not a curated record.